Messenger RNA from Rhagoletis pomonella (apple maggot), 1162 nucleotides. Its product is annotated as alpha/beta hydrolase domain-containing protein 17B. Lineage: Eukaryota; Metazoa; Arthropoda; Insecta; Diptera; Tephritidae. Gene Ontology annotation, cellular component: plasma membrane; endosome membrane. Gene Ontology annotation, biological process: protein depalmitoylation. Gene Ontology annotation, molecular function: palmitoyl-(protein) hydrolase activity. The record is from RefSeq and is a predicted model, not a curated record.
AACCAUUCGAUAGUAUCGAUAGCACAAUCGAUAGUUUACACCUCUAACCCUAAUUAUUGAUGGUGUAUUUGUCAUUCCAAAGCCCAGGCUGUUUUGGUUAAUAUAAAUAACAGAUAUAUAGAUUAUAAGGAUUAACCAUAUUACGUUUGGUCGUUCCUUUAUGUGAGUUUGUUUACGCUACGUUUAUUGCUUAGGUGUUAAAUUUCAAAAUGCAUUUAUUUGGUUCCUCUUCAAAAAAAAUACCGAAAAUGAAAUUCUGAAAGUUAUUUUGUGGGGAAUCAGUUCAUAACCCAAGCAAGAAAGACUAGAAAUUCGCGAAAGCCAUUAACUUUUAUUUGCCUAUAUCGAUAUCGUAUAAGAGUUAAUCUUUUAACAAAAAAGCGGGAUGUUUAGUAUAAGUGAGCUUUGUUGCAUGUUUUGCUGCCCACCAUGCCCAGGACCGAUCGCUGCAAAAUUAGCAUUCCAACCGCCGGAACCCACCUAUAAAUUGACACCAGCAGACGAUUCUAAUGUGAAGUACAACUUGCAUUUAUUUGAACGAGCAGAAUGGCAGUAUUCAGAACGCGAUAAGUCAAAGGUUGAAUCGUUCUUCACCAGAACCGCGCGUGGAAAUCUUAUUACUUGUAUAUAUGUGCGUUGUAGUAGAAACGCGAAGUAUACUCUGCUUUUUUCACAUGGGAAUGCAGUUGACCUAGGACAAAUGAGCAGUUUCUAUAUAUCGCUUGGUUCACAGCUAAAUUGUAAUAUAUUUGGCUAUGAUUAUUCUGGAUAUGGAAUGAGUGGCGGAAAACCAUCAGAAAAGAAUCUAUAUGCUGACAUCGAAGCCGCUUGGCAUGCGCUAAGAACCAGAUUUAAUAUCAGUCCCGAAACCAUUAUUUUAUAUGGGCAAAGUAUUGGAACAGUGCCGACGGUUGAUUUGGCUACAAAGCAUGAAGUUGGUGCAGUUAUUCUUCAUUCCCCAUUAAUGUCUGGAUUAAGAGUGGUUUUCCGCAACACAAAGAGAACAUGGUUUUUUGAUGCAUUCCCAAGUAUUGACAAGGUUUCCAAAGUGAAGUCACCUGUUCUUGUAAUACAUGGAACCGAUGAUGAGGUCAUAGAUUUUUCACAUGGGAUCGGCAUAUAUGAGCGCUGUCCAAAAGCUGUGGAACCUUUAUGGGUGGAG